Apaloderma vittatum (bar-tailed trogon) is the source of this 903-nucleotide messenger RNA. Its product is annotated as ephrin type-A receptor 2-like. Gene Ontology annotation, biological process: axon guidance; protein phosphorylation. Gene Ontology annotation, molecular function: transmembrane-ephrin receptor activity; protein binding; ATP binding. The record is from RefSeq and is a predicted model, not a curated record. The annotation marks the transcript as partial. NCBI's taxonomy places the organism in Eukaryota, Metazoa, Chordata, Aves, Trogoniformes, Trogonidae. Gene Ontology annotation, cellular component: neuron projection. The transcript has 9 exons.
CAAGCCAUGCUCAAGUUCACCACUGAGAUCCCUCCCUCCUCCAUCACCCGCCAGAAGGUCAUCGGUGCCGGUGAAUUUGGAGAGGUCUACAAGGGCACCCUGAAGCGCGGCAAGAAGGAGGUGCCGGUGGCCAUCAAGACCUUGAAGGUGGGCUACACGGAGAAGCAACGGGUGGACUUCUUGAGCGAAGCCGCCAUCAUGGGCCAGUUCUGCCACCACAACAUCAUCCGCCUGGAAGGGGUCGUCUCCAAAUGCAAACCCUUCAUGAUCAUCACAGAGUACAUGGAGAACGGCGCGUUGGAUAAGUUCCUGCGGGAAAAAGAGGGGGAAUUUGGUGUCAUCCAGCUGGUGGGGAUGUUGAGGGGCAUCGCCGCCGGCAUGAAAUACUUGGCCAACAUGAAGGUGUUGGAAGACGACCCUGAAGCCACCUACACCACCAGUGGCGGGAAGAUCCCCAUCCGCUGGACAGCCCCCGAAGCCAUCUCCUACCGCAAGUUCACCUCGGCCAGCGACGUCUGGAGCUACGGCAUCGUCAUGUGGGAGGUGAUGUCCUACGGCGAGCGCCCCUAUUGGGACCUCUCCAACCACGAGAUCCGCGCCCCCGAGGCGCUGCGCGCCCUGGCCGACUUCGACCCGCGGGUCUCCAUCCGGCUGCCCAGCACCAGCGGCCCCCCCGGCGUCCCCCCCUUCGGCUCCGUCCCCGAGUGGCUGGAGUCCAUCCGCAUGCCCCAGUACACGCAGCACUUCAUGGCCUCGGGCUACAGCACCAUCGAGAAGGUCCUGCAGAUGACCAGCGAGGACAUCCAGAAGAUCGGUGUCCGGCUCCCGGGCCACCAGAAGCGCAUCGCCUACAGCCUGCUGGGGCUGCAGGAGCAGCUCAGCGCCGGGGGGGGCCCCGCCUGA